Molecule: messenger RNA, 2322 nt
Organism: Aphis gossypii (cotton aphid)
Lineage: Eukaryota; Metazoa; Arthropoda; Insecta; Hemiptera; Aphididae
Product: sorting and assembly machinery component 50 homolog
Exons: 10
Coding region: 659-2032 (457 amino acids)
Biological process (GO): protein insertion into mitochondrial outer membrane; mitochondrial respiratory chain complex assembly
Cellular component (GO): SAM complex; outer membrane
Source: RefSeq, a predicted model, not a curated record
AAUAUUCCGCGACUAAAUUGUUUUAAUGACAUCAUAAAAUAUCCAACAAAACUCGUAUACGACUGUUGACCAUAUUAGGAAUUGGAAAAAAACACUACCUAUUAUUAGGCUGAUUACGUCGAAUGCAUUAUCUAUACGAGUUUUACGGGAUCUACAUUUUUGCGGUUGUCACACGAGAAAUAAAAAAUUCGUAUGUAAUAAAAAUAAUAACAUAAUAAUAUUUAAAACAUUAGAUCCUACCUGUGCGCUAUAUAAUUAUCUGCUAUCACCGUAGCGCGGCAUAUCGUUAUCAAUAAAAUCGCGUUAUCAAUUAGUCGGUCGGUGGUGUUUAGCCGUUCGUAUCAGUGACCUGCUUUUUGACCUAUCUUUCAACCAAAUGUUAUUAUAGUUAUUAUUUUAAAAGCUUAGAUUUCCAUGUUUUCACCGUUGAACUUUUCUUAGUUAAAGUUCUGCGUUUCCUUUUAGGACUCACACUUCACAGUACGAUUCCACGUUAUCUAGUUAGUUUUCAAUUCCCAUUCAUUGAUCGAUUCCAGUUCACAAUAAUAAAAUAUAAACACUCAAUGCCUUACUUUCUGUCAACACUUCACUAACUACCUACCUACAGGCUACAUUACAAAAUUCUGUUACACUAUAAAUUAAUUCACAGUAAUUAUUCAUGGGAAAUCUAUUUGCAAAACCUUACCAUGAAUUCAAUAUUGAUCAAAAGUUGUCACUACAAGAUUCUAAAUUGCUGGAAAAAAAAGAAGCAAGAGUUGAUCAAGUGCACAUGCUUGGAUAUUCAAAAACAAAAGAUUUUAUUCUUGAAUCAUCAAUUAACUUAAUGUUUACAUCAAAUUCUUUCAAUAAUAUAAUAAAAAAUGCUGAAACUGUUCGUAAAAAUUUAAUGAGCUUAAAUUGUUUUGAAAAUAUUAGUGUUCAUAUAGAUGUAAGUAGUGGAUCAAAUUCAACUCCAAAUGGAUAUAAGGUUACUUUCAAUGUGCAAGAACUUAAAUUAGCAUCUAGUAUACUUCAUUCAAUUGCAAGAGAUAAUGAAGGAUUUGUUAAAUUAGGUUUUAAGCUGAACAAUAUGACUGGUCACGCCAAUCAUUUUAAAAUAGAAUCAUCACUCGGAAAUAAUGGUACUCAAAAGUAUGAUGCUUGUAUAUCCAAACAUAUUCCUGGAAGUAUAUCCUCAUGCACUUCCGGACAUAUAUUUAAAAAGAAAUCAUACUGGAAUACUGUACAUGGUGUUUUCAACGAGUGGGGAACUCUAUUUGACUUAUUAUUUCUUGCAUCUUAUAAAGGUCAUUUUAGUCAAAAUUUACAGUAUGAAGGUGUAAUACGUGAUAUAAAUAUGUUAUCAAAAAAUAGUCCAUUUAAACUAAGAGAGGAAUCAGGUCUCUCAGUUAAAUCUUCUAUUAAACAUAUAACUACAAUUGAUACAAGAGAUUCCAAGGUUUUAGCUAAUGAAGGUGCAUUCUUCCAAAUGGUUAUGGAAGUAGCUGGUUUUGGUGGUGAUGUUAAAUUUUUGAGGAAUUAUUUUACUAGUCAGUUUUAUUCAAAAAUCAGCAAAGACGUUGUAUUUCAAGGAUCAUUUGGUGGAGGAUUUCUUACUGAUUUAGGAACAUUUAAAAAAGUUAAUAUGAUGGAUAGAUUUUUCCUUGGUGGCCCUAUGACAUUACGAGGUUUCCAGUCCCGAGGAAUUGGUAACUUAAGUGAUAAUGUUGUUGCUGGUGUUACGAGUUAUUGGGUUUCUGCUGUUCAUAUUUAUGUAAAACCACUUUUUGGCAUGGAAAGUAACCGAAUAAAUGAAGCAAUUAGGUUACACUUAUUUUGUAAUGCUGGGAAUAUAUCUUUCUUUGGCAAAGAUACUAAAUCCAGUUUUACAAAAACAUUUAAAGACUUUAGGUUAUCAGCUGGAGUUGGAAUAGUUGCCCGAGUUGGUAAUUCAAUAAGAUUUGAGUUCAAUUUAUGUUCACCAAUUCAGUAUUCACCUGGCGAUAGAAUUGUUGAUGGUUUUCAAUUUGGAGUUGGAGCAAACUUUAUUUAAAAUAAUAAGAUCAAAAUCUCUCUUUGUGCUAGUUACCUUUAUAAUAAUCAAGUAUUAAUCAAUUGUAUUGAUUUAAUAUAAAACAAUAAUUUAUUUAUUUAAAUCAGAGACAUCAGUAUUAUUUUAUUAUAUCUAAUUUAUUGUUUUAUUUAUAUUUUUUAUUUUUGCUUUUGUUUACUGUUCAAUUUAAUCAAUAUAAAUGUUUGAACAGGAAUAGGUUCUAAAAUGUAAGUAAAUUGUACUUAUUUAGAUUAUGACUGAUUGAAUAUAAAUAGUAAAUUAAUUUUUAA